GUCAUUUACACAAAGUUGUUAUUGAUUUAUUCUCACCACAGAUUUGUAGGAAAGUAAAUAAACAUCAGAAUUUAGCUUAAUUAAAAUCUUUCUUGAAAUUCAAUAGAUAGUACUGAUGGAAGAGGAGGUGCACAUUAAUGAUCUACCUGAGGAGAUUCUUCCGUACAUUUUCGAUAACCUAGCGCUGCAGGAUCUGAAAAAUGUUUCACUGGUAUGUAGACUGUGGUCAGAGAUCGCCUUUUCGGGCCGUUUUAUGAGUCGAAUAAUGCUGAGACUGGACUUUCGUGAUGGGAUACAAAAUCAAUGCGAACGCUACCUGCUGGACAGUAACCGUGCGUAUCGCCAUAUCGGUUUCUACUACCGGAGCGACAAGCUGGAAUUGGAUACGCUGCUUUCGGUGCUGGAAAAGUUUGAAAACUCGGUAGUCACACUAAAAAUAUGCCCAAAUUAUUUUAUCAUGCUGCCUGAUCUGCGGCUGAUUCUGUUGCAGGUACCCAAUUUGGAAAGUUUGUUCAUCGUGUCUCGAAUAUGUCCUGAUUUAAGCAGAAGAGAUGCAGGCAUGUCUUUCCCGGUGAUGCGAAAACUGAAACAUCUGUACCUGGAAAACGACGGUGGCCUUCAACUGGACGAAAUCGAUUUCCGCGUUAUGACUCCGAACAUCGUCAGCUUAGACAUGGAUUGUGAUUCGGAACGAGCGUUGACCGUGUACGAACAUUUCAGCCAGCAGCUGCGCGAGUUAGCUGUUUUCUUCAAGCGUGAUGACUUUUUUCUACCGUUUUGUGAGCUUAGGUUUUCACAAUUGGAGGUACUUGAUUUCUACAGUGAUGAUCACCAGUUUGAAAUUCCGAACUCGGUACAAAUAGUUUGUAACUUUUUCCGAAAAAUGCCAAAGUUGCGAAAAGUUACGCUCCGGUGCAACAUAAAUGAGGACGUGCUGGCGGCCAUCACCGAAAGCUGUCCAGAACUGGUUACAGUCUACUUGAAGGGAGACAACUUAGGUGAAAAGUCAUUUCGACAUCUCGGACAACUGAAGAAUCUCAAGAGUUUAAAAAUUGAGGGCUGGAUACGGUGUAACAUUCUACAGGGGUGCAGUCCAAUUCCCUCUCUAGAUCAGAUGUAUCUCCACUCGGUGCUGGUGGAUGAUACGCAAGGUUUCUUCCGGCUGCUCAAAGAUAUUGCUCCAAACCUUCGAACGUUGGAAGCCAUUGAGUCGGAUAUCGAUGAUGAAUGUUUGAAGUACAUUAGCUGCAACAUUGCAUCGCUCCGAUCUUUAGUUCUCGAGUUUUGUCCAAAUCUUACCGAAGAAGCUUUUAGCUUCAUGGAUAGACUCAAACAGUUGCGCGAACUGAAACUUGGCUAUCUGGAUGUUCCUUCGAACCUGUUCGAACUGAUGCCACGCAACUCCGUACGUCAUUUCUCUCUGUAUCGCUGUGAUAAACUGGACGAUGCGGCAUUGCUAGUGAUAGCGGACAAGUUUCCACUUCUCUGCUAUAUGGAAAUCGCUAGCUGUCAUAAAAUUACUCUCGAAGGCGUCACAGCAAUGCGAAAAGCGUUGCCUAACACAGAAAUUGAGAGUUUUAUGCUUUUCUAGCUAAACGGGAGAACUACCAAAUACUAUAACGUAUUUUUCGAACGAAUGAGAAGUAACCGGGGAGUAAAUCGUAUCGUAUUGUGACGGAACAGGUUGGUGGACAGGUUGGCGGCCACUCGUGGACAUUGCUGGUACUAUUGGCAGUUAUUGCAGAACGGUUUGUUUAGCGGUUUGAUUGCUGUGAUUAAGGAAAAGUUUCAAAAUUUUAAGAAGAUUCUGUACUGCAUCGCUAGUAUUUUACCAUGGUAGAAAAGAGCCGCUUGGCACAUUUAGUUUAAUUAGAUCAACUUAUAUAACCAGUUUCACUUACAUAAUUAGAAUUCUAGGUUUAGGUGUGAAUUGCCUGAGCAAAGUCUGAUAUCAAAUUGAAGCUUAACUUGAUGUUGGGUUGAGGGGAAAGUGGGUACGCUUGAUCCCACUUUUGUUUUUUCUCAUAACUUUUCAAUGAAAUAAAAAUUUUAAUUGCAAUAUACGCCAUCAUGUAGUCAAUUCGAAUUGUAAGAGCUAUGAAUGAUGUGUAAACCCGAAUACUAUGUCUGGUCAGUAAUAUGAACAGUUUUGAAAAUCAUGCCAAUACGAGGUUUUUGUAAAAACGUGUGGUAACUUGAUCCCACGUCUACUAGGGAUAAAGAAACAGAGCGCACUAUGACUUAUAGACACCUAAGACUACCUUUUUAGAUGCACGACAAACUUUUACCACGUAGACAACUAUUUGCGGUAAAUCAAUGCUGUGUAACUGGCUUUUCCAACCUUCAAUAUCUUAUACCAUGAUUUGUUCACGAAAAAAAGAAUUUUAGAUCAAUUAAUAGGUACUUUAUGAAAACGAUGUUUUUCUAUUUAUAUACAUUUCGAAGCCGUUUGAGAGAACUAAUGAUAGGGAUCAAGAAUACCCAGUG
Molecule: messenger RNA, 2487 nt
Organism: Topomyia yanbarensis
Lineage: Eukaryota; Metazoa; Arthropoda; Insecta; Diptera; Culicidae
Exons: 6
Coding region: 116-1591 (491 amino acids)
Biological process (GO): SCF-dependent proteasomal ubiquitin-dependent protein catabolic process
Cellular component (GO): SCF ubiquitin ligase complex
Molecular function (GO): protein binding
Source: RefSeq, a predicted model, not a curated record